Messenger RNA from Bubalus bubalis (water buffalo), 798 nucleotides. Its product is annotated as odorant-binding protein 2b-like. The transcript is spliced from 8 exons. Bases 1 to 798 code for a protein of 265 amino acids. The record is from RefSeq and is a predicted model, not a curated record. NCBI's taxonomy places the organism in Eukaryota, Metazoa, Chordata, Mammalia, Artiodactyla, Bovidae. Gene Ontology annotation, molecular function: small molecule binding.
AUGUGUAUCGGGGAGGCCCAGAAGAAGUGGUGUGGGCGUGGAGGCGGGAAGCUGGCGUCCGGUCUGCGUGCAGGAGCCACGCACUCCAGCUGCAGGGUGGCCAUCAGCUGGGAGCUCAAAGACCCAGAGAUGAAGGCCCUGCUCCUGCCCAUUGCCCUCAGCCUGCUCGCCGCCCUUAGGGCCCAGGACCCCCCAUCCUGCCCUCUGGAGCCCCAGCAGGACUGCCCGGGGAACAGCUCCAUCUCAGGGCCCAGGGAAGCGACUCCUGGGACCCCCGAUGGCAUGGCUACACCCUCUGCAGAGAAGACGCAUCGGAUCGCAGGAACUUGGUAUGUGAAGGCCAUGGUGACCGAUGAGAACCUGCCUAAGGAGACGAGGCCCAGGAAGGUGUCCCCUGUGACGGUGACGGCUCUGGGCGGCGGGGACCUGGAACUCAUAUUCACCUUCCUGAAGGAGGCCCGCUGCCAUGAGAAGAGAACAAGGGUGCAGCCAACCGGGGAGCCUGGCAAAUACAGCUCCAAUGGCGGCAAGAAGCAAAUGCACAUUCUGGAACUGCCCGUUGAGGGCCACUACAUCCUUUACUGCGAAGGCCAGCGCCAGGGGAAAUCGGUCCAUGUGGGGAAGCUCAUAGGUAGGAAUCCCGACAUGAACCCAGAGGCCCUGGAGGCUUUUAAGAAAUUCGUCCAGCGCAAGGGCUUGUCCCCGGAGGACGUCUUCACACCUGAGCAGACAGGGUCCCUCCCUCCGUCCCCUCCCACCCCUCCCCAGCCCCUCUGUGGGGAGACAUCAGCGCUGUGA